This is a messenger RNA of Naegleria fowleri, 447 nucleotides long. RefSeq lists its product as uncharacterized. The record is from RefSeq and is a predicted model, not a curated record. The coding region runs from base 1 to 447 and encodes 148 amino acids. The transcript has a single exon. Lineage: Eukaryota; Heterolobosea; Eutetramitea; Acrasida; Naegleriidae.
AUGAGUACGAGCAAUCUUGGAGAAAAUAUAUUGUAUGGAAUUGGGUGCACGACUGAUUUAUUUGAUUUCUUUCUUUCUCCCAAAGAUCAAUCCAAGAAUGCAUUACAAGUCUUUCGAAAUAUGUUAUUCGAAUUGAGACAUGAUAAUAAUUAUUGUUUAUUUAAUAGAAUGUUACACAAUGCCAUUAGCUAUGAUAAAUAUGGUAGAUUUGGUAUCGAGAUUAAAACGAGCCUUUCACCGACAAUUGUGACACGUAUGAGAAAGUUAAAAAGUUGCUAUUCAGCCAUUAGUCCUCAAACGGAAAAGAAAUGUAUGGAAAUGAUAAGAAAAUGUAACUUGCCUCAAAUAAUUAUGAAUGUCGAUCGGCCUUUUGAUACUCAAAGUGAAAACAUUAAGGAUGAAUUGAUGGCGUUAUUUCGAGAGUGGAAUUUGAUUGUUGAUCAUUGA